This is a messenger RNA of Vicugna pacos (alpaca), 2384 nucleotides long. RefSeq names its product protein kinase AMP-activated non-catalytic subunit beta 1 (gene PRKAB1). The record is from RefSeq and is a predicted model, not a curated record. Gene Ontology annotation, biological process: signal transduction. Gene Ontology annotation, molecular function: protein kinase binding. Gene Ontology annotation, cellular component: nucleotide-activated protein kinase complex; nucleus; cytoplasm. NCBI's taxonomy places the organism in Eukaryota, Metazoa, Chordata, Mammalia, Artiodactyla, Camelidae.
AGAGGUGGAGGAGUUGUUGGCAAAGUGUCGGGUGUCUUAGCGCUCAGCGGGUUCGCGCCGCGGCUGCCUGAGCAGGCAAAGCGCGACUGUGAGACCUCGCCAGCCUUGCUGACCCGGCUGAAGCCGAAUCCCGGCCCGAAGCCUAGCCUGAGGGGUGUGGUACCCGGCUCUCCGACUCUUUCCUAGGUUCCUGGUGGAGGUCCCGGGAGUCCCGUGUCUCUUCCCUGAAGUGAGGCCCGGUCCGGCUUCCCAGUAUCCCCGUAGACCCCAGCCAUGGGCAACACGAGCAGCGAGCGUGCAGCGCUGGACCGGCAGGGCGGCCACAAGACGCCCCGAAGAGACAGCUCAGGGGGCUCCAAAGAUGGGGACAGGCCCAAGAUCCUGAUGGACAGCCCCGAGGACGCCGACCUCUUCCACUCCGAGGAAAUCAAGGCUCCAGAGAAGGAGGAGUUCCUGGCCUGGCAGCAUGAUCUGGAGGUGAACGGUAAAGCUCCUGCCCAGGCUCGGCCAACUGUAUUUCGAUGGACAGGGGGCGGGAAGGAAGUUUACUUAUCUGGGUCCUUCAACAACUGGAGUAAACUGCCCCUCACAAGAAGCCACAAUAACUUUGUAGCCAUCCUGGAUCUGCCCGAAGGAGAGCAUCAGUACAAGUUCUUUGUGGACGGGCAGUGGACACACGACCCUUCCGAGCCAAUAGUAACCAGCCAGCUUGGCACAGUUAACAACAUCAUUCAAGUGAAGAAAACUGACUUUGAAGUAUUUGAUGCUUUAAUGGUGGAUUCCCAGAAGUGCUCCGAUGUGUCUGCAGAGCUCUCCAGUUCCCCACCAGGACCCUACCACCAGGAGCCGUACGUCUCGAAACCAGAGGAACGGUUCAAAGCCCCACCCAUCCUCCCUCCUCACCUGCUCCAGGUCAUCCUGAACAAGGACACAGGGAUUUCUUGUGAUCCAGCUCUGCUCCCUGAGCCCAACCACGUCAUGCUGAACCACCUUUAUGCGCUUUCCAUCAAGGAUGGAGUGAUGGUGCUCAGCGCGACCCACCGGUACAAGAAGAAAUACGUCACCACCUUGUUAUACAAGCCCAUAUGAAGAGCUGGGAGCCGGCAGUGGGCCCCAGGGAACAGUUUGCACCACCAGGCUCCACGUGUGCAUGCUUCCCACUUGAAGGAAUGGACUGCAAACUUGUCGUUUCACACUCUUUGUAAGACAUUUCAUACCUAUCCUAGUCCGACUCGGAAGUUUGUUUGAGCAGCAGCUCCUGAAGCGCCUCGGUCUGUAACAGUCCUCGUGACACCCAGUGGCCGUGAGCCCUGGGACUCGUCGAGGCCGAGAACGGAGGCCGGGGGAGGCCAACUGUCUGCGGCCCCACCCCGCAGUGCUGAGGAUGGCCGCAGUUCUCGGCGUGUAUCCUCUGAAUCAUGGAGAUUUUUCUUAAGCCAAAAAUGAACACCAGCUACUUCGUUAGUGAAAAUCUGGGAAGCAGGAACCGAGGCUGCACAGAAUUUCUCAUCGGGGGUGUGUGUGUGUGUAAUGACUUGUCUCUGCUGAGGCCUGGCUGUGGACCAGGAGGAUGGCGUUGGUCCUGCCUGUCCUCUGAAAUCAAAGCAAUACAAUGUCUUCCAUUCUCUGCUCCAGGGAGGCAGAAUUUCUAUAGAAAUUAGAACCUGUCUGAUUUCCAGAUAAAGUUUUAAUGAUUGUUUCUUACACUUCUGUGCACUAAGUUUUAUUUUGUUUUGUUUUUAAACCAGAGGUGGCUGGCCAGACAGCCUUAGGGCAAUUUUAAAAUCACCCCCGAGUGGACCUAGAUCAUGUGACCUAUUCUCAGCAAUAAUCUGUUCUCGGAACAGACUUUGAAAACUGCGGCCGGAUUUCUCCAUUAACCAGGAUGGACCUGAGGACUGACCACUGUUAGCCGGGAGGCUGUCUGGCUUGUUGUUUGAAUCAUAAUGAGGUGACAGUGUUACGGAGAAAACCGUAGAGGCGCCUGCCUUAGCCUGUGCCGCCUUUCUCAGGAUCCCUGUCCCUGCUCAGCAGAGAAGGCUGUAGCCAUUGCUGUUGCUUAUUCUGGAAGGAAAUUAGAACUUGCAGCAGCCUUCUGAAUUUGUGUCAGGAAGACAUCCUUUGGACCAAAGCAAAUCUCUGCACAUGGCUUGGUUUCCAGGGAGAUGCCAGAGACAGGCCAUUAGCGAGGUUCCUGUCCCCGAGUCGGCAGAAGCCAUCAUUACGCCCUGUGUUCCUGCUGGGCGACCGAGGAACAAGCUCCCUGGUUUCCAGCAUUUGGUAAACCUGAAUCUGGGACACUCUUUUUUGUUACUGUUUCCAAAAUACUGAAUUAGUGUCACCUUGACGUACAGGUUUCAAUAAAGCUUUUUAAAGAUAAUGGA